GGACUGAGAUUGUUGGUUUCCAUUGAGGAAGAAACUUUCAAUUUACAGUCUUAAAUUGACCGUGAGUGCAGUGCAACGUGCUGACAACAUCCGCAGGAGUUGUUCGAAAGCUCUCAAACAUCUUAAAAAAUCUCCCAGUGCGAAUCUCGUGAAAACCCCAAGUUGGCCAUAGUUUUUGCGCAGUUUGUUUACCAAAUCCAUCCAGUGUUUUUAUAACACUUUCUUAGUCAUUUGUUAGGCAUUCGGAGUGUGGUUUUUGACAUUUUUCCUCAUUGCAGAAGUGUGUAGAAAAAAAAAUGCCGUUCAAGUGAAAGAGUGAGAAGGAAUUUCACACUGAGAACGAACACAAAAUCCUGAAAAUUGCCAAGAGGGCUCGUGAGGGUGCCAUCAGGAAGCGACGCGAGGGGCCAUCAGGCGAGAAAGGGUCCAUCACAUCCAGGGGUGGGAGGACAGAGUCACGUGUGCCAGUCGAUUUCAAGAGCCGCCCAUCCACUCUCGGUGCCCAGUAAAAAGAGGCCAUCAAAAUGCCAUCUAGAGAAUUGAGCGAUCCACCAAAUGGAGUCGCAAGUCGUGACGAGCAUUCAGAGACAGGCCUGUCGCCCCACGAGAACCUCCGCAUUAUCAAGAAUGUGAUAAUUCUGGGCUUCGCCUUUAUGGUGCACUUUACAGCCUUUCACGGCACCUCCAAUCUGCAGAGCUCCGUCAACUCGGACGCCUCCCUGGGCACCUUCACCCUGGCCGCCAUCUACGGCUCCCUCAUCCUCUCCAACAUCUUCCUGCCCGCGGCGGUCAUUAGAUGGCUCGGCUGCAAAUGGACCAUCGCGCUCUCCUUCGUGGCCUACAUGCCCUUCAUCGCUGCCCAGUUCUAUCCGCGGGCCUACACUCUCCUGCCCGCCGGCCUGGCCGUGGGCUUCGGCGGUGGUCUGCUGUGGUGUGCCAAGUGCACCUAUCUCACCGUCGUGGCGGAGUCCUUCACACGCUUCGGCGGUCGCAAUGACAAGAAGAGCGACGUGGCCGUGGUGCGCUUCUUCGGGCUGUUCUUCGUCUUCUACCAAAUGGCACAAGUGUGGGGCAACCUGAUUUCGUCCUCAGUUCUCACCCACUUGACUGGUUCGUCUGGCCACUCUAGUCCGGCUAAUUCGUCUCACCUGCGGGAUGUGGCGGCAAUUUGCGGCAGCAACUACUGCCCAAGCACAGUGAGCGCCAUGGAGAACGCGAAUCUGCGUCCGCCUGAGCCUUGGCAUAUCCACAUCCUCUCCGGCAUCUUUCUGGCUUGCAUGCUCACGGCCUGUCUGGCGGUGGCGUUUGGAGUGGAUCCCCUGACAAGAUACGAGAAAAAGCGUCGCGGUGCCGGACUUUCGGGCUUAAAGCUCUUGGCUGUGACGCUGAGACAACUCAAGGAGAGAUAUCAGUUGCUCUUGCUGCCCAUCACGGCCUUCAUUGGUGCCGAACAGGCUUUCAUCGCGGUGGACUUCACGGCAUCCUUCGUGGCCUGUGGCUGGGGAAUCUCCAAUAUUGGAUACGCGAUGAUCUUCUUCGGCGUGGCCAAUGCCGUCGGCUCCGCUCUGGCUGGCGCCCUCACCAAGAUCACCGGUCGCCUUCCGGUGCUGCUCGGGAAUCUCGUGCUGCACUCCAGCCUCAUCUUCUGGAUGCAAUUCUGGCGCCCCGAAGCCUCAUCAGGCCUCGUGUACUGCCUCAUGGCGGCCGUUUGGGGCCUCGCGGAUGGCGUGUGGCUGGUGCAAGUCAACGCCCUUAGCGGAAUUCUGUUUCCCGGCAAGGAAGAAGCCGCCUUCAGCAAUUUCCGUCUCUGGGAAGCCACGGGAUCAGUUGUGACAUACUCUUUGAGUCCCUAUCUUUGCUCCAGGACGAAACUUUACAUGCUACUUGUGCUAAUGUUUGUCGGCAUGACGGGCUUCGGGACAAUCGAAGUGAUGGAGAGGAGACAGAAGAAAAAUCCACCCAAUGAGAAAUCCUUCGAACUGGUCGCUGGGAGUGAAUAAAAUGGCAAAAAUACUCAUGGAAAAAGAAUAAAAAAAAAGAAGCUUGACCCCGACGUGAUUUGAACACGCAACCUUCUGAUCUGGAGUCAGACGCGCUACCGUUGCG
Molecule: messenger RNA, 2106 nt
Organism: Phlebotomus argentipes
Lineage: Eukaryota; Metazoa; Arthropoda; Insecta; Diptera; Psychodidae
Product: UNC93-like protein
Exons: 8
Coding region: 525-2000 (491 amino acids)
Biological process (GO): regulation of muscle contraction; regulation of potassium ion transport
Cellular component (GO): striated muscle dense body; plasma membrane
Molecular function (GO): potassium channel regulator activity
Source: RefSeq, a predicted model, not a curated record